UUGCAGGGUUAGCUUCAGUGGUGUACUGAGGAGUUAAACUAAAGAUCGAGUGUAAACAAUUUAUUGAAGUGGAAGAAUGAUCUGUACAGUUCUGUAGAAAUGCGUCUUCGUUAUCGAUUCUACCAAUAAUUUACGGUUACCUGAUAUAACUAUCAGCAAAUUAUGUUUACUUGGAGCGAAGAUGUCAGGUCUUUACCUGGACCUGUUGGAGUGAAAUAUGAUGAUAGCAUGACUGUCCUGAAAAUACAUUUGGUAGUGAUGGGAAUCAAGGCGAAAACGAUGGUUCGCGCUGCUAAUACCGAUGUGCACCUUAAAUACAACGAAGAAGGCUUAUGUGUAUUGUUGGAGGUGUUCAAAUUAAAUAAGAAGACAAAGCCGCCAAUGAAGACAAUUUUGGAGAAACGAUUUUUUGAGAUGCGAAAAUGCCCAAGUAAAAUAUUAAGUAUCGAUUAUGAGCUGAAGAAAGACCAGUGUAUUCUGUCUGUUCGCAAAUCUUUACCUGGUCUUUGGGUUAAUGCUCUUUCUCUGUAGGUUUUAUCGUUUGUUUUUGAACAUCAAAUACUUUAAGUGAAUGAUUAGGAGUGCAGUAGACGCUUUUUUCUACUGUAUUAUUUUUUAUCGCAAAAAGGAUUAUAUUGGUCAAAAACAAUUCGAGAAUGCCGAUCUUCAGACGUCUUUGUUGUUGGAUUGUUUCUUAUAGGAACUUUGGAUAGAGCAAAUCGUAUGAGAUCUAGGAUAGCUUCAAGUCGUGAUGAUAUGUCUGUAAAAAUGCUUGAGGUUCGUUUUUAAUCCUAUCUUCAACUAAUUAGUGGCUUUUUUACAAACGAAGUCGAUUUUGUUCUUAUAAUGUAUAUCUUACAGGAUAUAUGCAGUUUUUUCUUUUUGUUAUUAAAAAAAUUUCGCUUCAAUCAGUAAAUAAAUGCAUAAGAAGCAGCGAGAGAUUCUAUCAACAAGUCUUCUUUUUUUUUUCUUGAUGAGCAAGGUGAAAUGAAUCCUUAUGAACUUUGAAAUUGUUCGUGACUGACGUGCUUCUGGUUUGUUAAGUUAUUAUCUUCUCCGAAGAGUUCUUCGAUUGUUCAGUACGCAGUGCAUUUUACUCAACAUUACUUAUUCGCUAAUGUGAACCGAGCAUAUUUAUUCCAAAUGUAGCUUUGGGAUGGAUAAAUGAAACAGUAACUCAGUGUAGACUGCUGCUGUGAUUAGUAUUUUUUGCUUCAUUGAAUUUAUUGUAUUUGUUAAUUUCGUGCUUCUGUGUUGUAACUUACUUUUUAAUAAUCGAUUUACUUUGAUGUGUAUUUUUUCUAAAUCGACAAUCUUUGCACCAUUAAAUUUUCAGAAUAUUCAUAUCUUCCUCUUCGCUGUGUAUUCUGCAUUUUUCGUUAUGAUCAAAUGUAAAUUUGAAUGGUUGCGUUUUUUUUUCUACUGUUUGGAUAGAAGAACUUUGGCUUUUCUGUAAUUUUGCUCGUAAAAUUUUCGAGCUGUGGUGAAAAAGCCGCUUGAUGAAGCCACUUAGCGUGUUUCACAGUGAUAAACUGAAUCCCUCUACUCGAGGUUUUUCUGGGCUUUGGAAAGCAGUGUACACGAAGCAGUAACAGCUAUUAUGACAGCGCUAACAGCAGAUGAAUCAAAGAAGUGGUGCUAAGCUUCUUCAAAG
Messenger RNA from Loa loa (African eye worm), 1654 nucleotides. RefSeq lists its product as hypothetical. Bases 163 to 531 code for a protein of 122 amino acids. The record is from RefSeq and is a predicted model, not a curated record. NCBI's taxonomy places the organism in Eukaryota, Metazoa, Nematoda, Chromadorea, Rhabditida, Onchocercidae. The transcript is spliced from 3 exons.